CAGUUCGCCCUCCUCCCCCGCCUCUGUCCCUCCUUGCCUCUUCCCCCUCAAGUUUGGGUGAAAGUCUCUCUAAUUCAAAGACUAAUCAUUCUCUGGUGAGGUCACAUCUUCAACUAGUAAGUCUGUUCUGCCCCCGACUCUUCAUACGUUCAUCAGCAUGCUUUCUCUUCUGUAGCACUCAUCAUUGCACAGCCUUGCCUCUACUCAUAUUAUUUGCUUAUGUUGCAUGUCUUUUAGCCUGCAGUCGUUUGGGACAUUGCUCAAUUCUUCUUCUUCUUCUUCUUCUUCUUCUUCUUCUUCUUCUUCUUCUUCUUCUUCUUCUUCUACUUCCUCUUCUUCUUCCAAUCUAAUCCUCUGUUUCCUAAAUUUCCAGCUGAUCGACUGUAUGCAGUCACUUUCUCUCAUGAUCCCCAACAUACCCAACAAAAGCCUCACAUAACUCCAGAUCCCCACAUGGCAUUGCUGAAGGUCCUUUGUUAUCCCUUGCGAUGUUUGUUUCCGUGUUUUAAGCCCGGCUGGCUACCCCUACGUGACUCCGAGCCUGACUCUCCUACGGUUCAUAUCGUCUCGGACGCCGUUCCCGUUCCGCCGCAGAAUGGCAAUCCGACUGGCACUGGCCUUGUCCCCAGUAUAUGCGAUGUGGAUAACUCUCCGCGCUGUCCGUCUAUUGACGCCGUUGCGGAAAAUGACCGUUCAAGUUCGAUCUUACGGACAGCCCAACUUGCCCUAAUAUAUGCCCGCACGCAAUGCUACGAGGAUUCGGCCCAGAACGAAUUUGUCCCGAUAUCAGCUCUCAGGGAGGUGCUCUGCGACACGACCGUUCACGCCAUCAUCAAAGACGUACUCCAUGGAGACACAAUCCGCGCCGACCAGUUAACCACACAUAUCAUGAAGGAUUGCUUCCUUCUCUUUGCCAUUCUCGUGGACCGAGGGAUGCCCGGGGAAAUACUGGGGUUUCUGGAAGAGGGGAUCAACGAUGACUGUCUCCCAUUCACUCGUAAUUCUACCUCUCAGGGUAGUCAAAUUCAGACCUUAGAAACAAGAUGUGGCACGCACAUUCGGACGAUAGCCAGUUGGGACAUGGCCUCGGUUAAGAGAUUUGAGACCAAACAGUACCGCAUGCUGGCCCCAAUCUUCCAAUACAAGAGCCACUACCGGCUGUCCAUGUCACAGCCUCCGCCGUUCAUUCACCUAGAGUUUCAGGACCCACAGCAUGGCGUCUCGCAGGGCUCUUAUUCGGAGGUCUUCCAAGCCUGUAUCCAUCCCGAUCACCACACCCUGGAAGGGGAACUGGGAAAUCAUGAACAGGGACCUGUGGUUGCGGUAAAACGGUUGUUCAAUGAGCAGGCUAAUGGGUUCGGAGCUGAACGAGCGAUCUUCGAUACUCUCGAGUCCAUCGGCGGCCACCCUCACAUGGUUAAGCUACUGUUUACCUAUAAGAAAGGGCAGAAGUUUCAUCUGGUCUUCCCCUGGGCGGAUGGAACUCUUCGGACGUGGUUGCAGCAGGCCCCUACGCUUCUCGCCACGCGCCAGUCGAUGCUCUGGUGCUUAAAACAGAUGACCGGUAUUGCCAGUGGGUUAAAGUGGAUGCAUACUGUCGCUACUCGGGGGAACAAUCAUCUUUUCGGACGCCAUGGUGAUAUUAAGGCCGAUAACAUCCUGUGGUUCCGAGGAGGUGAUGGGCGCAGCGAUGCGGAGGACAUCUUGAAGAUUGCGGACCUAGGGCUUGCCCGGUUCCACACCCUGGCAUCCAGGUCCGACAUAGACCCUUCCACGGUCCGAGCCCCCAGCACUUAUUCACCUCCAGACGCGCUCCGCAGAAUCCGGGUCUCGCGAGCCUGGGAUUUGUGGGGUCUGGGGUGUAUGUAUCUAGAAUUCGUCACCUCGAUUUUGUGCGGGUACGAGGCCGUCGAUGAUUUCGCCGCUGCCCGCGGAAGAGAUGACACCGAAAUCCCGGAGAUCAGCACGGAUUAUUUCUACACGGCUGACUACAAUGGGAUCAGGCCAUCUGUGCGUAAGUGGGUGGAGGGCCUUCACCGACACCCCCGGUGCACCGGUGCCCUCCAUGACCUGCUAAAUCUGAUCAUGUCUGAAAUGAUCGUUGUGGAACCCUGGCAGCGCAGUCCUUCGGCUCGCGUCCACGACCGACUGGCAAAAAUAUGCGACAGAGCUUCCCACGACGACGCAUAUCUCAUGGAACCUGCACCGCGGCUCGAUCUUCGGGGUUUUCUGGUGACUGAGGAGCCCUCCACCCUCAGCGAGCCAUCUCUCCAGCAGGAUCGUGCUGACUCCAACCCCGAGCGAUCGCCGACACGCCGUGGUGCUGCGCUCGUCCGAACCCGAAGGACCUGGCCUAUAGGGCCAACGAUAGAACUGCCUGGUCGUGUUGUGGCCACUGGGACUUUCUACUAAAACGGUAAGGUUAUCCCCUUGCUAACUGUCUCCCCUCGGGGAAACGGGCUACGUGUAAAUGAGUUAUGUCUAUUAGGUUAUGAGUGAUUCCCGGCGGUCGUGGGGCGUUUUUAAGCUAUACUUAGAUUUGGGUUGCUUGUGAGGAAAAGUGGAGUUUCUUCUCUUGCUUUGGCAUUGUGAGGGUGAGCGGGUUUAGGAAUUCUUGGGGGGUUUGUAUAAGAUAUAGUACAUCACUGUACCCCAUACGUUGAUAGCUUGCAUGUGUGUCAGACUUGCAUCUGCAUCUGCACUCUGCAUUCGACCUGCGUCAUGGAAUUAUAUAAUGACAUCUGCCACGUGUCAGUCAAAUUUGAAAGAUGUUUGUUUGGUUGGCAAGGUUGUCAAAUACUAAUAACUCGAGUCCCAUAAUUAUCGAC
This is a messenger RNA of Aspergillus campestris IBT 28561, 2828 nucleotides long. Its product is annotated as protein kinase domain-containing protein. The transcript has 2 exons. The record is from RefSeq and is a predicted model, not a curated record. Gene Ontology annotation, molecular function: protein serine/threonine kinase activity; ATP binding. Lineage: Eukaryota; Fungi; Ascomycota; Eurotiomycetes; Eurotiales; Aspergillaceae. Bases 454 to 2412 code for a protein of 652 amino acids. Gene Ontology annotation, biological process: peptidyl-serine phosphorylation; peptidyl-threonine phosphorylation.